UUCACCAGAGAGCAUCUAGAAGCAGCGGAGCGAAGCGCUCACGCACGUAACUUGGCUCAACCACACGCCAUCAGCCCAUCCUCCACAGCCACGCCAGUCGCACGCUGGCUGUUAUCCGUCGGGAUCCCACAGAAAUUAAAUACCGCCUCGCCAUUACUACAACAGACACAAAAAUCGCCAGCUCACACCGUAGCGCUCUCAAGUCUCAAGCCCCCCUCAACAACCCGUGAGCAUGGCGUCCAACACCGCACCCGCCGCCGACGAUGACGAGCUGGUCCAGAGCUUCGGCCCGCUCCUCCAUGUCUACAAGAGCGGCCGCCUCGAGCGGCCCGUCAUGGCCCCGCCCGUCGCGCCCGGCCUCGACCCGGCCACCGGCGUCGACUCCAAGGACGUAGAUCUCGGCGACUACUCCGCCCGCCUCUACCUGCCCCCGGCCGCGGCAACGGCUAGCACCAAGCUUCCCGUCAUCGUCUACAUCCACGGCGGCGGCUUCGUGGCCGAGUCCGCCAAGUCGCCCAACUACCACCGCUUCCUCAACGACCUCGCCUCCGCGUGCCCAGCCAUCGGCGUCUCCGUCGACUACCGCCUCGCCCCGGAGCACCCGCUCCCGGCCGCCUACGAGGACUGCCUCGCCGCCCUGCGCUGGACGUUCUCGCCCACCGCCGACCCCUGGAUCUCAGCGCACGCCGACCUGGCCCGCGUCUUCGUCGCCGGGGACAGCGCGGGGGGCAACAUCUGCCACCACAUCGCGGUCCAGCCGGACGUGGCGCGCCUCAGGGGCACGGUGCUCAUCCAUCCCUGGUUCUGGGGAUCCGAGGCCGUGGGUGAGGAGACGCGCGACCCCGCGGAGCGCGCCAUGGGGUGCGGGCUGUGGAAGUUCGCGUGCCCCGGGUCGGCCGGCCCGGACGACCCGCGGAUGAACCCCAUGGCGCCCGGCGCGCCCGGGCUGGACACGCUGGCGUGCGAGAGGGUCAUGGUUUGCACGGCGGAGGGAGACUUCCUCAGGUGGCGCGGCCGCGCGUACGCCGAGGCGGUGACCGCGGCGAGAGGCGGCGGCGAGGGGCAGGGGAUUGAGCUGCUGGAGACGGACGGGGAGGGGCACGUCUUCUACCUUUUUAAGCCCGACUGCGAAAAGGCCAAAGAGAUGAUUGACAGGAUCGUUGCCUUCGUUAACGCCGCGUGAUGCACCGCCGGCCUCUCCGUGUAUCAGGCCGCAGGACUGCAACCCGGCCCGGUGAAUUGUCUUCUGGCAAGCUAAGCUAAAAUGUGUUUGCGGCUUUGUGCUCCGUUCUUGGACCGUUAUGAAUAGACUAUGAAUAAAGUGGAUUAUCUGGAAUGCUUCUUGUUAA
Molecule: messenger RNA, 1349 nt
Organism: Brachypodium distachyon (stiff brome)
Lineage: Eukaryota; Viridiplantae; Streptophyta; Magnoliopsida; Poales; Poaceae
Product: tuliposide A-converting enzyme 2, chloroplastic
Exons: 1
Coding region: 233-1183 (316 amino acids)
Molecular function (GO): hydrolase activity
Source: RefSeq, a predicted model, not a curated record